AUCGGAUAGAAGCACAACCUUAUACGGAUAACUGUGCUGCCAGACGAAGUCUCCGCAGAGUCUCAUCACAUGGGCAUCGACUGGAAGCGCCGAAUCUUCACGUUCGCGUUGGCAGCCCCCGUGGCCAUGUACUUGCUCGGGACCUCUCUUGGCACGUCUGCACUAGCAACAGCCAUCUUGGCGGGGUGUCUCAUCGAGUUCCGCUGCAACUUGUGUCCCCCGUUUCUGUUUCACGUUGCAGGAGUGAAACCCGAGGCGAAGAACAACGUAGCCCAUGCUGUAUUCAUCGCCAUAUUGGGAAGUCUGGUCGCUGUGGCGGCCACUCAGAGCAAACAGCUUCAUGAUGCCGCGACGUCUGUCGCAUUCUUUGCCGUGUUUGGCUAUCAUCUGAUCUUGACGUCAUGGAGCAACGCAUCCAAGGCUCCUUCGAAUACGACAUUGCAUCAAGGCAUCGUCGAUCUCUUCCUGGAUCUGCUAGCUGUUGGCUACAUCGUCCAGUGUGUGCCCCUUCGUCUUGCAUGCAAUUCUGGCCACUCGUUCAACGUGGCUGCAUAUAGUGGGUUUUCUCAUGCCAUUCUCAUACGAAACGCGUCGUCUUUUGGAAUGGGACUCCAAGUGAUGACGCUCUCUUGCUCAUGGCUAAGUGACACCGGGGCGCUCGUAGCCGGCUCGUUGUUUGGCUCGACCAAAUUGCUGCCGACCAUCAGCCCAGGAAAGACCGUUGCUGGGGCCGUCGGUAGCGUUGUGUUUGGUAUGCUGACAGUGGUUGGAGCGAUGGCGCUCGUCGAGGCAAUCGGCCGGUCAGAUUUGCUGCCGGCUCUGCCUUUGGUCGAGCAAGUUGCGCUGGGUGGCGUUAUGGGAGUGCUCUGUGUCUUGGGGGACUUGGUCGAGUCGUACACAAAGCGCGUGGCCCAAGUCAAAGACUCGGGCGCCCUCUUUCCCGGGCACGGCGGGUGCCUCGAUCGCAUGGACAGUUUGCUGUUCAUUGCCCCGUUGGUGUAUCAUGUGGGCCAGUUUAAGCAGUGGCAAUAGUUGAUGUCAUAUCGUGGUCGUGUUUAUUA
Messenger RNA from Aphanomyces invadans, 1061 nucleotides. RefSeq lists its product as hypothetical. Lineage: Eukaryota; Oomycota; Saprolegniomycetes; Saprolegniales; Verrucalvaceae. The transcript is spliced from 6 exons. Gene Ontology annotation, molecular function: phosphatidate cytidylyltransferase activity. The record is from RefSeq and is a predicted model, not a curated record. Gene Ontology annotation, biological process: CDP-diacylglycerol biosynthetic process. Bases 70 to 1032 code for a protein of 320 amino acids. Gene Ontology annotation, cellular component: plasma membrane.